Molecule: messenger RNA, 792 nt
Organism: Lachnellula hyalina
Lineage: Eukaryota; Fungi; Ascomycota; Leotiomycetes; Helotiales; Lachnaceae
Gene: cwf16
Product: Pre-mRNA-splicing factor
Exons: 2
Coding region: 1-792 (263 amino acids)
Biological process (GO): mRNA splicing, via spliceosome
Cellular component (GO): U2-type catalytic step 1 spliceosome
Source: RefSeq, a predicted model, not a curated record
AUGUCUGAACGAAAGGUCCUAACCAAAUACUACCCCCCGGACUUCGACCCCUCCAAGAUUGUCCGGUCGCGCGCCCCCAAGCAGGCAGGCCCCAAAGUCCAAACCGUCCGUCUCAUGGCACCCUUCCCCAUGAAAUGUACAGCAUGCGGUCGAAAGUUCAACGCACGCAAAGAAACCACCGAAGACCGAUACUACUCGAUCCCCAUCUACCGCUUCUACAUUAGAUGUACAAGAUGCAGUGGGGAGAUUACUUUCAAGACGGACCCCAAGAAUAUGGACUACGAGUGCGAGCGCGGUGCAAAGAGAAAUACGGAACCAUGGCGUAUGAAUGGGCUUGGAAAGCAGGAGAGCGACGAAGAGAGACUGGAUCGCCUGGAGAGGGAAGAGGAGGAGAAGAACGCAAUGGAGGAACUUGAGACUAAAACUCUCGACGCAAAGCGUGAGAUGGCUGUCGCCGAUGCCUUGGAUGAGAUCCGGACCCGAAAUGCUAGGAAUGAACGUAUGGGCAAGGAUGGUGUAGAAGUCACAGUUACGCGGGAGACCCGAGACGAUGAAAGAGAGAGGCAAGAACGGGAGGAUGAGGAGGCGGCGAGGAUGGCGUUUAUGCGGAGGCAUGAGGCUCUGGAGGAGGUCAUCGAUGAUGAAGAUGCUGAAGAGACUGGCGAGAAGGCGCCCCCUAUCACGAAAGAAGCUGCCUUGGAGAUGCCUCCGCCGAGUUUCAAGCGUGUCGUGAAAAAGAAGAAAGACCAUGCUGCUGCGUUAGGGAUUAAGAAAAAGAAGUCUCUAGUGUGA